This is a messenger RNA of Magnolia sinica, 864 nucleotides long. RefSeq lists its product as uncharacterized. NCBI's taxonomy places the organism in Eukaryota, Viridiplantae, Streptophyta, Magnoliopsida, Magnoliales, Magnoliaceae. The transcript has 4 exons. The record is from RefSeq and is a predicted model, not a curated record. Bases 72 to 479 code for a protein of 135 amino acids.
UCAAAAGCUUCUCUUAAUUCACAUACAAACGGAUGAAGUGAAGCUCGCCCACCAGUGCCAGAGCUGCAGCCAUGAACUCAGAAAAUCCCCCCAGAGUCCGGCCAUCAAAACCUCCAAAACGCCUCUUAUUUGACAGGCGUUACGGUUGGGUGUUUGAUGAAUGGAAGGAGCCUUCAGAAGAAGCUUUAUCCGGUGGCAGAGGAAUGUUUUGCAUUUUACCUCUUGCGAAGGCAUUGGUAAAGAUCGCUACACAAUCGGUCAAUUUUGCAGUGGUCUCUGUGGACCAAUUUCUCAGAAGGCCCAAGCAGUUCUCCCCUCAGGCGUUGAAAGUGGCUCUAAAUGAUCAGUUUCAGAAAUUCAUGUGCUCCAUAAAAAGAACCAAUCUCAACUUAUUAACCCCCAAAGGGAACUCUUCCAUACUCUCCGAGGGUUCCAUCCAGCAUGUGCAUCUGAAGAACAAUGGUUCAGAAAAUGGGUGAAGUAUGGCUGUUGGAACAGCUAGUGUAUGAUGGCAUGGUCUGGUUGAAGUGGAUCACGGAGGCGUCUUGAUGCCUUGUUGCACGAGCUAUCCUGUAUGCUAAUGUACCGCAGUAAACCCAUCCAAGUGUAAGCAGUUUCACAAAUGUGAUAUGUUCAACUACAGAAAUAGUUAUGUUGCUAGCUCAAAAACCACCGUUUUGAAACCCAAGUUUGGGCCUGUUUGAUGGGAACUAGCGAGCUUCCUUGCCACCAUAAUCAGGAUUUUGGAAUGUUGAAACAGCUGAAUUGGCCAUUCCAUCAAACCAGAGUGACAAUGGGUGGAGUAUGAAAUAUGAUCUGUUAUUCAAGUCUUUUAAUAUGAUUUUAACAUGGUAGUUAAAGGUC